Messenger RNA from Rhagoletis zephyria (snowberry fruit fly), 6319 nucleotides. It is a transcript of the gene dia, whose product is annotated as diaphanous related formin 1. Lineage: Eukaryota; Metazoa; Arthropoda; Insecta; Diptera; Tephritidae. Gene Ontology annotation, molecular function: actin binding; small GTPase binding. The record is from RefSeq and is a predicted model, not a curated record. Gene Ontology annotation, cellular component: actin filament. Gene Ontology annotation, biological process: actin cytoskeleton organization; actin filament polymerization.
GGUCACACGGUAUCAAGGUGCAGUAGCCCCUUUUAUUGUAGGACCUGUCAAUUCAUCAUACGCUCCUCCAUAUCCAGGCAGCUCCACCAAAAGCAACUAAUUCGUAUCCCACAGAUAACAUUGCAUCAACUUCUGCCCAAGCCCAAGCCAGAAGCGAAUCUAUAAGGGCAGUAAACAACGUUCAAGCUUGCUUCGCUAAUACGAGAAAAGGGGUUCUAUUAGGAACAGCGCGUGUUAAUAUAUAUUUCCAGAAUAGUAACUUUUCAGCCCGCGCACUAAUAGACUCCGGCUCAGAAGCCUCUUUUAUAACAGAAAGCCUUAAACGUAAAAUCAACCUGCCAUCCAAAAGAAUCCGUUCCCAGGUAUCAGGCAUCAACAACACUGUGUACUUUUAGCGGACAAGAACUUCUUCAAAAAUGAAAAAGUUGAUCUUAUCCUGGGCGGCGAUAUUUAUGCCCAGAUAAUAUUAGAUGGUAUCAAAAGGACAGGAACUCUACUAGCCCAAGAAACCGUCUUCGGCUGGAUAGUAACUGGCCAGACGAAGCCGAUAUCCCCAACCACUAAAUACGCAUCGUUCUUUAAUGCGGUCUCUCUAAACAGACAGCUUACUAACUCAGAAGGCGACCCAAGACCCAAAAUUCACAAAAUAGGCAAACAUUUUUGUAUACCAACGCCAAAAGCAAGGCGAUUUUUGGCGUCCAAUUCUUGGGGCGGGGGAGGGACUGACGCUACCCUUCGUAAUAGGUCCUCAAACAGAAAAGGCACACAUGGAAGUGUGAACAUACACUCCUAUCUAUUCACGAGAACACCACCAAUCACCUCGUCCUACAUGACCUAGAGAGAGCGAAAGUGGGGGCGCAGCGGAACAACAUCCUCGUAUGAGCUACCAUGUCAAAGCAAGAAAAGUUGAAAACUGGAUCCGCGGAUAGUUGGUUUGAAGGAUGGUUUAGUCGCCAAAAGAUGAAAAGCAAUAGUAGUAAUGCCACCAUGCCUGUUAAAUCAAAUAUAAUAGAUAAUAAUGAAGUCAUUGACCUGCAAGAGCUUGAAAAUAAAAUUCGAGCCUUAAGCGCCUCCGAAAUAGAUUCGAAAUUUCUGGAAAUUCUUGAAGAUAUGAAUAUUCCGAAAGAUAAACGUGAACCACUUCUAAUGAAAACGCUGGCUGAAAAGCGCAAAAUGAUAUUUAUGCACCUAAAAGGCAAAACAGCUAACGAAAACCGUUCAAGUUCACGAUUUGAAAAACCGUAUGAUUACAUAGAAUACAUGCGUAACAAAGAGCACAGUGAAAAUAAAAUCUACCUGUGCCUUGAGAGUUUGCGGGUAGCACUUACAAGCAAUCCCAUUUCGUGGAUAAAGGAGUUCGGAGAAGAUGGUAUAAAUGAAAUUGUUUUAUUAUUAAGACGCUCCUUCAAAGAGCGUGGUUUCGAUAGAAUUGAGUUUGAGUGUAUUCGCUGCUUGAAAGCUGUAAUGAACAAUACAUGGGGCUUGAAUUUAGUGUUAACGCCUGAGCUGCACACAGUUGUCCUGUUAUUAGCGCAGUCAUUAAAUCCCCGAAAACCACAUACAAUGUGCGAAGCUUUGAAGUUACUGGCAUCAUUUUGUAUUGUCCCGGAACGUGAUGGCUAUGAUAAAGUACUGAGGGCGAUUACUACCGCCGCAUCGAACAAAUAUAAAACGAGUGAACGUUUUAGGCCAAUCGUUGAUGCUUUAUUCGUUGAAGAAAAAAGUGACACAAAGAAAGAUUUAACCUGCCAUAGUCUUAUAUUUAUUAAUACAUUAACAAACACGCCCAGUGACUUAAACUUUCGUCUACACUUACGCUGUGAAAUAAUGAGAAUGGGACUUUAUGAAAGAUUUGAUCAGUUUAAAGACAUCGUUUCAAAAAGUAAUAACGAUGCUUUGAAACAACAUUUUAAAAUUUUUAACGAAAUACGAGAAGAUGAUUUCGAAGAGUUUACCCAAAGAUUUGAGAACGUAAGCUUUAACAUGGACGAUAUGACGGACUGUUUUGAUGUACUUAAAAAUCUUGUAACAGAUACCAGCUCCGAACCAUAUUUCUUGUCAAUACUCCAGCAUUUACUAUAUAUAAGAGAUGAUUUUUACUUUCGUCCGGCAUACUAUCAACUAAUUGAAGAAUGCAUACAACAAAUAGUUUUACAUAAGGGCUAUUGCGAUCCAAACUUCGAAAAUCGUACGUUUAACAUUGAUACGUCCCUUAUUUUAGAUGAUAUAGUUGAGAAGGUGAAAGCUAAAGAGAUAAGGCGUUCUGAGGAGUAUGAAAAGAAAAUAGAGGAAUUAGAAAUUUCAAAACAAGAAGCUGAAGCCAAGGUAGUACAUUUGGAAGAACAAAUAAAACUACUAAUGACUACUGAAGCUGUAAAAUCCAGCAGUAAUGUGCUGAAGUCAGCCAGUCCAUCUUCUGGAAGUGUAGCUGCAAAGACAGCAUUUGUACCACCACCACCACCUCCGCCGCCACCAAUUGUAGAAGCAUUUACUACAAAUAACAUUGUAAGAAUGCCGCCACCUCCGCCGAUGCCAAACCUUGGCCCACCACCACCACCACCACCACCGCCGCCAAAGUUGGGAUCGGUACCAUUACCCGAGGCGAAAUUUGGAAAUACUUUGGCUUGUUUCGUUCAAGAACUUCCUAUGGGUUUAAAACCGAAAAAAAAAUGGGAAGUUGGAAACCCUAUGAAAAGAAUUAAUUGGAAAGUAAUAGUACCCCAUUCUAUGUCUGAGAAAGCAUUUUGGCUUAGCUGUCAGGAAGACCGCUUAGCAUCGGACCAAUUUCUUUCUGAACUUGCUGAAAGAUUUUCCUCAAAACCUAUUAAAAAGGAUCAAAAAGAUUCUGUCGAUAAGGCAAACACUUUAGUUAAAAAAAAUAUUAACUUACGGGUACUGGAUUCAAAAUCAGCUCAAAACUUGGCAAUAUUACUUGGUGGUCCAUUAAAACACUUAUCAUAUGAGCAAAUUAAAAUUUGCCUAUUGCGCUGCGAUACAGAUAUAUUAUCCUCCACCAUUUUACAGAAUUUGAUCCAGUAUUUACCUCCGCCAGAUCAGUUGAAAAAACUCCUUGAUAUAAAAACCACGGGGGAUCCCUUAUCACCAGUUGAACUCUUUGCCGCAACCAUUGGAGAAAUAAAGAGACUGGUGCCUCGUCUUCACAAUCUUAAUUUCAAAUUGAUUUAUGCUGAUCUAAUUCAAGACAUUAAACCCGAUAUUGUUGCAGGAACAGCAGCUUGUGAAGAAGUUCGAUACAGCAAAAAAUUUGCCAAAAUUUUAGAACUAAUUUUACUUAUAGGAAAUUAUUUAAAUUCCGGAUCAAGGAGCGAAGCUGCGUUUGGAUUUGAAAUGUCUUAUCUUGCAAAGCUCUCCAAUACUAAAGAUAUUGAUAACAAACACACUCUCCUACAUUAUUUGGUAAAACUUUUAGAAACUGAUUUUCCUGAUAUAUUAGAUUUUUAUACAGACCUGACGCAUAUCGAUAAAGCUUCUCGAGUAAAUCUAGACUCAAUACAGAGAUCUAUGCGUCAGAUGACUACGGCAAUAAAAAGUUUAGAAAUAGAUUUACAAAACAAUAAAGCACCUCAAUCCGACGAAGAUAAAUUCAACGAAGUAAUGGGAAAAUUUUCAUACGAAUGUCGGCAACAGAUUGAUGUAUUAGGAAAAAUGCAAAUACAAAUGGAAAAUCUGUACAAGGAAUUGGGAGAAUAUUUUGCCUUUGACUACAACAAAUAUCCUAUGGAGGAAUUUUUCACUGACCUUAAAGCCUUUAAGGAUGCGUUUUUGCAAGCAUAUCAAGAUAAUGUUCACCAACGCGAAGAGGAAAAUAAAAAGCGAAGACUACAGGAUGCACGAGAGCAAUCACUGCGCGAGCAAUUGGAGCGACAACAACUUAAAUUAGCGCUCGUUGACAUGGACUCUACACAAACCCAAGAAGGUGUUAUGGAUAGUUUAUUGGAAGCUUUGCAAACAGGAACUGCUUUUGGAAAUCGAAAUCAAAGGCAAAGACGACCGAGACCUUCGGGUGCAGAAAGACGUGCCCAACUGAGCAGAAGUCGCUCUAGGACACGUGUUGGUACAGGUGCCUUUGUGUCUUGUGAAACGAUCUCAGCAGAUAACUUCAUGCAAAAAAAACGUUAAUACGAACCAACAAUUUAAACACAAGUAUAUCUACAUAUGAGGAGUCCUAUAACAAAUAAAAACGCAAUUGUUCCACUCGAGUAGCUUAUUAGAUACAACAUUCAAAUAGGUUUCUUAUAGCUCCUGAACUCUCCAUUUUUUAUUAAAAUAAAUGUUAUUUUCAUAGUUUAUGCACUUAUCUAAGUAUUAAUAGCUUGACUAUUUUCAUCCGAUUUUAAAAACAAUAUUUUUUUAAGAGGAUUUAGGUACCUUUAAAGUGAUUAAAUAAAAUAAUAUAAUAAAAUAAAUAGUAUAAUAAAAAUAAUAAAAAUAACUAAAAUAAUUAUUGUUAGACUUAGGUUGUUAGGAGUUUUUCAUCCGAUAAAUUUAAAAACCCCCUAUUUUUGUAAUUUUUUCAACUUGACCAUCGCUAAUUUUAUGAAAGUUUCCAAAUAUGUAGUAUUUACCAAAAACUACGUUCUUUUUCGAAAAAGGGUUUUCAUUAACCCAGAUAUGCCCAUUCGUCGUACAUUACCUUUUCAACGGGUUUUGCGAUUAUAUUCAUCUAAACUUAUGAUAAAAAGACGGGGUUUGGUAAUGAUUUAAAAAUAAAAAUUUGGAAACAUAUUAUAAAGCUGUCCUAUAUAUAGGACAUUGGGCACAUGACAUAUUAUCAACUUUGUCUGAGUUAUUUGAUGUGAUCUGUGACAAUACAUUUGACAUGUAAUCCAAUGUUAAAUUUUUGGCAUCUUACUAACUUUGUCUGAGUUAUUUGAUGUGAUCUGUGACAAUACAUUUGACAUGUAAUCCAAUGUUAAAUUUUUGGCAUCUUAUUGUGGUUUUCUGAUGACAAGCGCCACAUCUGGGCCCAAUUCUUUGUUGGAUCUAUGCGUAAACCUUCCUUUUUUUAUUUUGGGCGAGUUAAGCUGUCGUAAUUCUUCUCCUGAAAGGUAAGGGAUCCAUUGUUUAUGAGUCUGCCAGGCAUUUCGUACCGCCAUUUCCACAAAGUUAGUUAUUAGGGGAAAACACUAUUUCUUACUUCGCAUAGCACUGUGGUAGACGCUAAUAUUUUGGUCCGAACGAUCGAUGCUUUUAUUACAAUAUUUUACGAUACGAGUUUGCUCUUGUUAGGAGUAUCGCUUGUUGAAACUUAUGGGAUUUACUCCGAUUGCAUGCGAUUCUUAGACAAUGGUAUGUCACUACCGGGAUCCCAUUGAUCAUCAAAACCGGUUUCCGAAAAGACUUCAACGCUCCUUUUCAUCUGCGAAACUGGAUAAUUAUUUAUACCGACAUAAUUCUCGUCGACAGAAACCUCCUCGGUAAUGUCUGCAGGUGCAUUUUUUCUGGAAAUAAUGCUAUGCUAUCGAAAUCUAUAUUUUCAUCCUCUAAAAGAGCCAAAGAUUCAUGCAGAGAAAAUCCUCUGUAGGAAAUUUAUAGUAUAUUAUAUGCCCAAUGUCCUACAUGUAGGACACCACCAUUUUUGCUAAUACAAAAGUAAUAUAACAACAAUAAAAACAAAUUCCCCAAUCAUAAAACAAUCGAAGAAUAUGUCGUAUAUACGAAAACAAAAAAAAACGUUAAUUUUUUAUAUUUGAAUAAGCAAAUUUUUACUUACCGUGCAACGUUAGCACCAUAUACCGAAACUUUGGAAAACUUGCAACUUUGUAAAUCAAUUACAUAGAAAUUUUGGUAAAAAAUUACCAACACGUACUGUCACAGGUAGGGAUGACCAAACACUAACUAAAUGAAUAAAAUAAGUGGCUCAUGGAAAAACGUUACUCGUCAUGUAAACUCUUGUGUAGGUGUCCUAUUUAUAGGACAUUGGGCAUAUAAAAAAAUAAAUUGGCCAACCACUUCACAAAUCUGUACCAAAUUGAUUUGGUUGUGAAAAUAAUUUCAAAGUUUUUGUAGGUGCAACUUUAGAGUUAUUGCGUUCUUAAUAAAAAGUAUUUAGUAAAAAAAGAAACACGAAAUUUUAACAUGUUAGUCGGUACUAGUAUGAUAUUUUAAUGUAGUUUGUAAUUACACUGAAAGCGCCUGUUUUUAACCAACAUUCUCCAUCCAUCUUCUUGACGAUUAUCCAAGACAUCAUUGAUGACGUUCAGCAUUUGAAAAUGCUUGAGUUUUUUAAUUUCAUUUGCUUCAACCCUGCUGUGGCUGUGAGAAAUUUCAAAGCCGACAGCAAAGCGAAAGUAAAAAU